Molecule: messenger RNA, 252 nt
Organism: Penicillium vulpinum
Lineage: Eukaryota; Fungi; Ascomycota; Eurotiomycetes; Eurotiales; Aspergillaceae
Exons: 2
Coding region: 1-252 (83 amino acids)
Source: RefSeq, a predicted model, not a curated record
AUGAAAUUCGAAACAGCGUACGCGAACGGGGAAACGGGGGAAAGUAUAGCUGUCAAAAUCACAAGAUAUGGUGACGGCCAUACCUUUCAACUUCAAAGUAUGGGUGCCUGUCCACCUGUGGAGUGGCUAGACACGAGUAGUCGAGAUCGGCCUGCUGGUACAGCUCAGGUAACCCUAGCUUCGCAGGUAUCAACCCUUACGGUGCAAGUGAAGGAAACCAAGAGGGAUAAGCUGUCUACGUCAGAAAAAUGA